This is a messenger RNA of Branchiostoma belcheri (Belcher's lancelet), 1321 nucleotides long. RefSeq names its product DNA topoisomerase 1-like. Bases 303 to 1049 code for a protein of 248 amino acids. The record is from RefSeq and is a predicted model, not a curated record. The transcript has 2 exons. NCBI's taxonomy places the organism in Eukaryota, Metazoa, Chordata, Leptocardii, Amphioxiformes, Branchiostomatidae.
AUCAGUGUGCCAUUUGCAACCUAAGAUUCGGACACAAUGAAAAUGGUGGAUACCCAAUCCAGGUGACCCUUGUGUACAAAACAGCCGGUGUUUCAGACGAUACCUGGUGAGGUGUGUUUACAUGGAGGGUAACCAGGCAUCCAGCCCUCCGGCUGUGGGCGUGCGAAACACCCCUCCAGUCGAGGGGGUACAAAAAGAGAACUUUCCUAUCCACACACUCAUUUCAACCAGAGACAGGUCCCCUACAAGUCCACAAAUCGCUACGAAGUUGGUCUUCUUCAAAAAAGUGGUGAGUGACUGAUAUGGCCGUCAUGGCCGUGUCCAGUCGCCACGUCAGGAAGCGGAUGGAAGCCCUCAACAAAAUGGCGGCCGGACGGGUGCAAGUUCUCCUGAAAAGCAUCGAAAAGAACAUCGAGAUCCAACAACACAAGACGCGGCGAUUCAAGGAGAAACUGCACGAAGAACUAGUAGAAAUGAAGGCGUCACAAGUCGCUUUUUCUCUGCACAACGUCGGUACAGAGGAUGGCUCGCGGGACACCACUAACUUCAACCCAGUCGAAAAGGAGAGUGUUCGCUACGCCAGACUUGUCGACAAAGAGCUAGAAACGGUAAAACUGCUUCUCAGUUCGGUCAACAUUCGCCGAAAGAAGCAGGCAAAGCUCUUAAAGAAUUGUCGAGACAGGAGCAAUAGAAUCAUCAACAGGAAAAUGACAACUAGACAAAUAUACAAGACGUAUUUUCCUCACAUUCCUAGAGAAGACACGCCGAAAGCAGAGGUAGAGGAGGAAUCAGACGACGAUGAAGGCACAAAAGUCUUCCAACCGCCCACCAUUUUGACCCUUCCCACACUGCCCCGCGGCAGACUUAUACCCAUCAUGACUCCCGAUUCUCCGCAGGUAAAGAAAGGAAAGAAAGAGAGAAGAGAAAAGGAGAAAAAAGAAAAGAAAGAGAAGAAGGAAAAGAAGAAGAAAAACAUUGAUUCAGAAGAUGAAGAUAAAAGCGUUCCGCCGACUAGAGAAUCGGACGAUGGCGGGUUUGGAUUUUUCUAAGGAUUUCUAAGAACGAAGUGGAAAGCAUUCUAGGUUUUGCAAUGGCAAAUUGUGUAUGUAAAGACUGGUCACGAAAAAGUGAUGGGGGGUGCAUAAAGAUGUAACUUUAAAUACAUGUUGAUCGAAAAAUAAAGAACGAUUUACAGCAAAAAUGCACCAAAGUAACCAUUGCAAGUAUUUUAGGUAUUUUUAUAUGAAGUUAAAGCAAAUUUCACACACACAUUGCUUAAAAAUGCUUUGGUUGUAGAUGAGGGCUGCACAAAGACCUGAGA